UCGUGCGGCGCGGUUCGCGAAUCUGGAACGUCUCCGCUUCGAACGCUUGCCACCAUCUCGGGGCGAAUUUGGAAGCACGGAAGGCAGGCGGUUUCCGGUUUUCCGGUCACUUGGUUUUCUAGCUCGCUGGAUUGGUGGAUGCUGUGCGAGCAGCUGUAGACAGUCAGUGGCGUGGAGUGCGGCGCGGGUGGAUGGAUAUCCCAAAGGCCCAAUCGCUGUAAUUGUCGCUUGAAUGCGCGACCGCCGGUAUAGCAGUCGGUGGAGGUUCAGGUCGUUGGGUCGUUCUUUCGCUUUAUUUGGGGUGUGAAGCCGUCGAAGUGCGUCGAGUUGGUUUUAUCAUCCGGGGGGUGGUUGGGAGAGUGGGAUCUCUCUGGUGGUUGUUCAUUAGGAGUGGCUGAAACGGAGAAGUAUCAAGCAGUGCAAGUGGUUUACUGUGGCGGAUGGACGAUACCGACGCUAGUUAACGAGUGUUGAUUUCCAACUGUUUUGUCAGAACGUGAGAAGUAGUUUCCUGCAAAUUAUUUCCUCUUCCAUUUGGGUGGAUUAAUUCAGUGAUUCGAACGUGAUUGUCUGGGGCGUGUAAAGUUCUCACGCUGUGUUUAUCUUGAAGAUAAGUCUUGGGAAACAAUCGUUUGUUCGAGCCCGUAGUUCGUCGAUUGCCGGAAAACGACGUGAUGAUAGUUUAUAAUACGGAUUAAGGGCGAAACUAUCAGCCUCCGGGGGUGCAUGUGAUACGAUAGGAAAAGAAGAAGAUAAAGGAUACAUGAAAAGCGAUUUUCCGCUGUCUGAAUAAAUAGUUCAAGAGUGUUGGGGAUCGGUUCGUGUGGGAAGUAGUUCCAGCGGUGGCUGUAGGAAGACAAAUAAAAAGUGUGGCCAUACUCGGAUUCCUUCGUACCCUUUCUUCGGUUCGAAGAGUUCAAGACUAUGAGCAAUUCGUUGCUCUAUCAGUCGUCGUUCUGGAUGCUCAACUUGGAUUAACACGGCACUAGCAAUAGUCUACCAAGUGCCAAUAAGCAGUCCGUUCGGAUGCCGUUUUGUAUGUCAGUGAGGCCUACUCAAGAUAAGAAGAGAGAAAAGGUUAAAGCAGAAGAAGUAAAACACCCCCGGGAGGCAUUCCGGCUUUCUCGUUUCGUCAUUUAGGAAUACGAACCGGAUAGAAGUUGAGACAGUUGGUGGCAGAAAAGAUAGCUUGGUUGCUCGAUUUGCCGUACUUCAGUGGCCAACCUCGCAGAUUGGUCCGCCAGCUGGUUGGGGCACCGCGAGGAUAAUCAUAAAAAGUACCAAACAAUUCACCGAGAUUCACGAGCGCACUCCGGAACCGGGCAAAAACUCCAUUUGCCGCGAUGGCCGAUAAAGAUAAAUGGAUCUUUAUUAACGCAAUAAUUGUGCUGCUGCUGCUGUGCGUUCACAUCUGCGAUGCAGCUCCCGGGAUGAGGAACUUGGCGUUGGUCAUAAAACCGCCCUGGGUUCGCCGCGGUCAAGAGGCCCAGCUAAACUGCCAGUACGAGAUGGAAGGUGCCCCGCUGUACUCGGUCAAGUGGUACCGGGGCACGUUGGAGUUCUAUCGGUACUCACCAUUCGAGAACCCACCGGCGAAGAUUUUCCCGUUCACUGGGAUUAAAGUUGAUAUGACGGUUUCCAAUGCAACGCACGUCACCCUGCGGAACGUCGGCUUCAGCCUGUCGGGCAACUUCACCUGCGAAGUGACGGCGGACGCGCCGUCUUUCUACACCGGAGUGGCCACCAACGUUCUCACCGUUGUCGAACUGCCGCACUCACCGCCGACCCUGUGGACGGAACACACCAAGUACGAUCCGGGUGACAUCCUGCGGGCCAACUGUUCGACACCGCCUUCGAAGCCAGGAGCAACCAUCACUUUUCUGCUGAACACUAUGACGGUUGGAACCGAGCCAACGGUGUUGCAUCCCACACACGAUAACCUCCAUUGGGCGUCCAAGGACCUUAACAUACAGCUGCUUCCAUCGCAUUAUUCAACUGGGCAGUUGAUCCUGCGAUGUCUCGCCGAAGUGGGUACCGUAUACUCUGAAGUAUCACAGGCUCCACUGGAAAGCAGUCGGAAAGAACCAAUCCCCGAACGAGUGACAUCCCCGAACGGAUCCCACCGAAUCGCGCCGGUGUCUCCGUGGUUGAGUUCGUUCCUGGCGAUGAUAGCUACGGUGGCGGCGGCGGUGAUAGUAACCGGCUGCAGCCGGAUGGAACAUCUUCACCACCAACCGCGCCGAUUGCAGACCGGGCCGUGGAGAUAGUGCCAUGGCAUCGUCAGCUUCAGCACACUGGCUUCGAAGAAUGGACUGCAGCGGAACCUCUAAUUCGGGUCGAGAUGGACGUGUUGUUGAGAUUUAGUUUACGGAAUGAAUAAAAUAUGGGGCGGAGGGAAGGAAAUUGCUACCGACAAAAAUGAAAUCAAAAUUCGCGAAGAAAAUUUCGAUUCAGUUUCGAAUUAGAUAAGCCGUUCAUUUGAUACCUAUUCUAGGAGAUCUAUGUAGCCGCACGUGCUGUUAUAUUUGUCAUUUUGUUAAUCCGUGACAAGAAUCUAACUUUCUGCAGUCCCAAAAUCGCAAGGUUGUAGAGUGCUGUAGUUGUACUACCGUAGCUGUAAGAUUAGGAAAUAUGAAGUAACCAUAAACAUACAUGAAGAUGAGAUCAUGUGUAAUUCGCAAUCUGUAUAUGCGAUUUGUUGUGCAUAUUAAGACUUUUCUUACAUAGGAUUACAUGUAAAAUUAGGAAAUCGUGUGAUUGGGAAUUGGUACGAAAGAGUAAAACCAUUUUAUGAGUGUGAGUAUGUUCUAUGUUUUCCCGGGAAUGCAGAAAAGGUCACUUGGAAUACAUGUUUUCGGAAUAGAGGCUUUCUAAUGCAAUACAAUGUGAAAUGGAUAUUUUUCGUCUAAAACAUUCAUUGAUACAGUUGGUUCUUUUAUGUUUUUGAAGUCGGAAGGUUGAAAGGAAAAGAAACCACUCGCGUUGACAGCAGGCGCUAUGUAUCGAAAUUAACAAUUUAAUUAAGGUUAAAGUAAAAAAAAAUCUUCAGGGUGCGUGACGAAUUUUUGCAGUAAAUUUCAAAUAGAUUUUUUAUAUGAUUGUUCUUUAGGAAAGUUGUUUUCCAAAAAAAUAAAGAAUCAAAUGAUUCAAUUAAACAGACUUAUAGUUUGAGACGGUUUCUGUUCUGCCAACAUUUGAUUCGAUUGAAUAACAGUGCGAAAAAGCGAGCAAAAGUGAUUAAGUUUUAUGUUCCGUACCUAAAUAAUAGAUGUAAAAUUUCUGCGAAGAGAAUAGUAAUGGUAACGGCUCAAAAACAUAACAAUUGAGAUUGUAUAAGUGUGCGACUUGAUGUAGCAACAAAAAUCAAACCGGAAAUCAAAUAUAAGCAAAUAUAAGACACACAAACUGUCCAGCUAAGAAGUUGUAAAUAUGUACUCAGUAAACUAAUUGAUUUUUUUUUGCUGCGAAAUGAGACAACUACAUUUACCAAAGAGGUGGAAAUAUAAACUGCUAA
This is a messenger RNA of Armigeres subalbatus, 3514 nucleotides long. RefSeq lists its product as uncharacterized. The transcript is spliced from 8 exons. Bases 1344 to 2267 code for a protein of 307 amino acids. The record is from RefSeq and is a predicted model, not a curated record. Lineage: Eukaryota; Metazoa; Arthropoda; Insecta; Diptera; Culicidae.